This is a messenger RNA of Trichechus manatus latirostris (Florida manatee), 758 nucleotides long. RefSeq names its product mitochondrial ribosomal protein S28 (gene MRPS28). The coding region runs from base 8 to 571 and encodes 187 amino acids. The transcript has 3 exons. Lineage: Eukaryota; Metazoa; Chordata; Mammalia; Sirenia; Trichechidae. The record is from RefSeq and is a predicted model, not a curated record. Gene Ontology annotation, cellular component: mitochondrial small ribosomal subunit.
AGGAGUAAUGGCGGCGCUGUGUUGGACCCGUGCCGUGGCUGCCGAGAGCCGUUUCCUGCGAGUGUUUGUCUUCUCCCGGCCCUUUCGAGGCGCAGGCUCUCAGAGUGGCUCCGGGAGCGAGAGUUCCGAUUCCCCGGAGCCUCGAACUCGCCCAGGCGGCUUUGCGAGCGCGUUGGAGCGGCACUCGGAGCUGCGGCGGCAGGCGGAACUCGGACGGGGCUCUCCAAAGAAUGUGGAAUCCUUCGCGUCUAUGCUGAGACACUCACCUCUUACACAGAUGGGACCUGUCAAGGAUAAACUGGUCAUUGGACGAAUCUUUCAUAUUGUGGAAAAUGACCUUUAUAUAGAUUUUGGUGGCAAGUUUCAUUGUGUAUGUAGAAGACCGGAAGUGGAUGGAGAGAAGUACCAGAACGGGACCAGAGUCCGGCUGCGGCUGUUAGACCUGGAGCUGACGUCUAGAUUCCUGGGAGCGACGACGGACACAACUCUCCUGGAGGCCGAUGCGGUUCUUCUAGGACUCCAGGACAGUAAAGACUCAAAAUCCAGAGGGGAACAUCAUGAAGAAAAUUGAACCUUGCUUAGUGCGUUCACUCCUUCUCUGUUAAACCCAGAUGUUCAUCAAGGAUGUAAUGAGAAAAUUGUGAAUAAAUGAUUGAAAGAAGAGUAGUGUAAUAAAUGAAAGCUAUUACAGUAGCUCUUACUUGUUAGAAUUUUCUUUAACUUGUUUAAGCCCAUUCCUUCCUUUGAUUGGAAUAGUG